CUUUACGCGAGAGUGCUAUGUACAUAAGUGAAACAGAUGGCCAAAUUUUUGUCGGUCAUCUUAAGACAGUCACAUCAUAUACAUUCCUCGGACUGAGCCUUUGUAGCAUCACUGAGCUGAUUCCGCGUUUGACCUGUCAAUACUCUUGAGCAAUUCUUCAUUAUGGCCUUCCUCGCUGGGUUGGCGCCCUUCGCUGGAAUGGCACCGGCGAGUAUAGCAUCCCUCGGAUACAGUCUUACCUCCAGCAGUGUUAGUCUGACCUCCAGCUCGUUGAGCUUGGUGAACUUCCACCGCAGUAAGCUCGCCCGUGAGGGUCCACACGGCCCUGUUAUCCGGAUAAAAGUGGGAGGGGAACCAAGAGAAGGCGAAGCAUUCGGUGGGCGUAUAGAUGGUGUUUGGACAUACAACGCACUUGACGAGCGGCGAGGCACGGCAAAAGGAUCGAAUAUAGGUGCUGCAGACUACCAUGACUUCUCAAUCGAGUCACCCGUCUGGGGUGAGCUCGCUAAUUAUGUUAAUGUCAAGGCUGGGAAUGACGCUGUUUGCAUUGCGUGGAUUGGAGUCACGCAAAAAGAUGGCUCUGAUUCAGAUGGAGCGUGGAAUGGCGACAUAGGCGCUGCAUGCGGCCAGUCGUGGUUUCACCAAUACGAAGUUGCAGGACGCUGCGAUGACUGUAAAGACGGCCUUUUUAUACCUCGCUGCACCUGGCUCGACGGUGAUCAUACGAACGAUAUUGUCAGCAAAUCUAUGAAAUUCAACGUCUUGGCUUACAGCAACUCCUCCGUGCCGAAGACUAAGCUGGACGGUAUUGUCUGCGACGCAGCGAUAUAUGGAAAUCAUGAUGAGAUACCCGGUCGCCCUGCUGGACCCUCUGGUGGCAACAUAGAAACGAAACGUGAUGGUGUGGCAAUCGCGAAGAGCCUCAAGCCUCGAGGCGUGCCUCCGCGGAAGCGCUGGAUGAAGGACCGGUUAGUCGUUUCGCAUGUGCCAGGGCAUGAUGCAUCUGAACUCUGCAAUUCCAAAACAAGUUGGGGACCGGACUUUGUGGCAAAUGGUUUCUUCUGUGAUAUGGAGACAAAAACGCUGCAUCCACUGUGCGAAAACAACCCUAUCGAGGGCUGUCACGAACUUGAUACGAGCACUAAAACUAUACAACGGCGUGCUACUGUCGCUAAGCGUGAGGCGAUUAUCCCUCACAAGAGCUACAGCAAUGUUAAAAAAUGGACUGCUGGACAGUCAGAGGAUCUUUGA
Messenger RNA from Pseudovirgaria hyperparasitica, 1251 nucleotides. RefSeq lists its product as uncharacterized. The record is from RefSeq and is a predicted model, not a curated record. Bases 163 to 1251 code for a protein of 362 amino acids. Lineage: Eukaryota; Fungi; Ascomycota; Dothideomycetes; Acrospermales; Acrospermaceae. The transcript is spliced from 2 exons.